GUUUGCCCGGUCUAGCCUGCGCUCGAUGCGCGCCGCCGCCGGGGCAAGAAAUGGCGCCAUCAACCUCACCAAGCGCGCCGCGUCGUCCACAUCCACCAAUGCAAAUGCCGCUCAGGGCCGCGGGCUCAACAUCGCCGCCGCUGCCUCGACUGCUGCUGCCGUCAGCUCCAUCGCCUGGUACUACCACCUCUACGGAUCUGAGGCCCAUGCGAUGACACCUGCAGAGGAAGGCUUGCACGCUACCAAGUACCCUUGGGUGCACGAGCAGUGGUUCAAGACCUUCGACCACCAGGCGCUCCGCCGCGGUUUCCAAGUCUACCAAGAAGUCUGCUCGUCCUGCCACUCCCUCAGCAGAGUCCCUUACCGAGCCAUGGUUGGCACCAUUUUGACCGUCGACGAGGCCAAGGCGAUGGCUGAGGAGAACGAGUACGACAACGAGCCCAACGAUGAGGGCGAGAUCGAGAAGCGGCCGGGCAAGCUGUCCGACUACCUGCCCGCUCCUUACAAGAACGACGAGGCCGCUCGAUUCGCCAACAACGGUGCCCUGCCCCCAGAUCUGUCUCUGAUUGUGAAGGCUCGCCACGGUGGCUGCAACUACAUCUUCUCCCUCCUGACCGGUUACCCCGAGGAGCCUCCAGCGGGCGCUACAGUCGGUGCUGGUCUGAACUUCAAUCCCUACUUCCCUGGAACCGGUAUCGCCAUGGCUCGUGUCCUCUACGACGGUCUGGUCGAGUAUGAAGACGGUACCCCUGCGACGACGUCGCAGAUGGCCAAGGAUGUGGUUGAGUUCCUGAACUGGGCUGCUGAGCCCGAAAUGGACCAGCGGAAGAAGUACGGUAUGCAGGUGCUGAUGGUGACAUCUGUCCUGAUGGCCCUGAGCAUCUGGGUCAAGAAGUACAAAUGGGCCUGGAUCAAGACCCGGAAGAUCGUCUACGACCCACCAAGCAGCACUCACACACGGCACUAA
Cryphonectria parasitica EP155 is the source of this 967-nucleotide messenger RNA. RefSeq lists its product as uncharacterized. Gene Ontology annotation, molecular function: electron transfer activity; heme binding. The record is from RefSeq and is a predicted model, not a curated record. Bases 26 to 967 code for a protein of 313 amino acids. NCBI's taxonomy places the organism in Eukaryota, Fungi, Ascomycota, Sordariomycetes, Diaporthales, Cryphonectriaceae. The transcript has 4 exons. Gene Ontology annotation, biological process: mitochondrial electron transport, ubiquinol to cytochrome c.